Molecule: messenger RNA, 531 nt
Organism: Pseudozyma flocculosa PF-1
Lineage: Eukaryota; Fungi; Basidiomycota; Ustilaginomycetes; Ustilaginales; Ustilaginaceae
Exons: 1
Coding region: 1-531 (176 amino acids)
Source: RefSeq, a predicted model, not a curated record
AUGUCCUCGAGGUCCCGUCUUUCUUGCAAGCCUCGAGAAUGGCAAGAUUCGCUCCAGCCCCGUGACCAGCAUCAACGACGAAACCUAGCCCAAGCCGGAAGCAACAUCCGCGAAGCGAGCAAAGACGGUCCUGACGAACGCGCCGCAUCGAAGACGAGCAUCGUCCCGCUACACGUUGCGCUCUUACCACAUCGUCUCAACCAUGUGGGGGCUCCAGUCGGGCCCCGCCGACGAAGCCAGGGGAUCCGUCCACCAUUAUCACGGUCAGCGGCACAUCGCCGCCGGUUCUUGUCAACAAGCAGUGGACCAAGGCAUUCUCGAUCCACCCCCACUUUCCCCGAGGUCGUCGAAAGACCUAGCGCAGUCUCGUCGACCCACACUGGUGCAGGCGUCAUACGGCCUUCGCCCGCCCUCGACUCAGUUGUGGCGGGGGAAAAGGAGCAGCGGGACGGAACGUUUGCCGGCGCGGGUACGCGCGCGGGCGCAGCAGGGCUUGUUUUUGGCGGGACUCACGGACGAGCGGGUAUCUAG